AUGUCAUUGCGGCGCUGUUGCAGGUGCACCCGCGCAAUCGCCCGAGCGUGGACCAGCUUCUUCAGAUGCCUCAAAUGCUACGGCACUCCGGCGGGCUACGCGAGGACGACCAUGAUCCUUUUGGAAGAGAGGGAGGGAGAGAGAGAGAGAGAGAGAGAGAGAGAGAGAGCGAAGUUCCACCCGAGCUCGAUGGUUCUUCCUUGUGGGUACCACCCACAACUAUGUUCUUGA
Molecule: messenger RNA, 231 nt
Organism: Symbiodinium natans
Lineage: Eukaryota; Dinophyceae; Suessiales; Symbiodiniaceae
Source: the annotation of a GenBank genome assembly